AUGGAUGCAUAUGACGUAACACGUAUCUUUGAAGUGAUCAGAAUUGAUCUCGUUGAUCCACAGUUUCUCAUUGAAAACGUUGUUUUUUCAGAACUCAUUUGUGGAAAUAAAUCUGUUCAGCAAAUGAUAAAAAAUGUGCGGCGUUCAGAAGAUCUGACAACAGGUUGUGCCAGCAGAUAUGUUUUCGAGUUACAUCACAACAAAACUUCACUUCUGUCUUGUUUUACACCAGAAGGGACACGUGAAGACGUUCCACCUGCUCCAGUAGAUCCUGGAUAUUGUUAUUCAGCAGCGAGUCUAGGUAACAAGAUCUACAUCACUGGCGGUGGCAGUAGAAGAAAAUGUACACUCGUUUACGACGUCUGUAGAAGACAGUGGGAAACAGGUCCGGAACUCGAAGAAGAACACUAUUAUCACUGCAUGGCCACAGCUAAUUCUAAAGUGUAUGCAAUUGGUGGUAAGUACAGCAACACGAUUGAAGAGAUGAGCGAGAGUGGAACACGCUGGCAGGUUGUUGGAGAUUUGAAACAGAAGAGAGAGUUUGCAUUCGCUGCUACAGUUAAACACAACAUUCUGGUGAUGGGUGGACGGAGUAGAGGAAGUGGAUCAGAUGUUAUCCAGUGUUUCAGUACAGCGACUCGCUGUUUGUCGAACCUCAGCGCACGUUUACCAUGCCACUCAAUGUGUCUGAGAGGUUCAGUUCACCUCCUUGAUUUAUAUCUGCUGGAUAAUGAUGGAAAUGUGAUGCACGUCCAAGUCACUGACAGUGAUGGUGAAAUCAAGAUUCAAGUCAUGUCAACAACGAAAUGGCGAUCAUUUAAAUAUUGGUUUGGCGUAUCAUGGCAAAACGGAAGCUUAUUGUUCUUCAGUGGCUUUGACACUAACUGUGUAAUUACAAAAUACAACCUGGGUGAAGGAAAAGAAGAAAAUAUAACUGUUCCACAAUCAACGAGAAUUGGUCGUGUGUAUGAUGUUCUGCCAGUGUAUCAUAAAGCAUAA
Molecule: messenger RNA, 999 nt
Organism: Gigantopelta aegis
Lineage: Eukaryota; Metazoa; Mollusca; Gastropoda; Neomphalida; Peltospiridae
Exons: 1
Coding region: 1-999 (332 amino acids)
Molecular function (GO): protein binding
Source: RefSeq, a predicted model, not a curated record